AUGGUUCCCCGAUUAUUAACUGUUGCACGCCCUCCGAGAAAGUCACAGUCGCCAAUUGUGAAAGAUACAACAGAUGAUGUCCUGGAAAUAUCUUCGGACUUCUCUGUUUUGCGGCGAAGGCCCAGGGAUGCCAUCAAAGCGGCCAAGCUACCCAACAUAACUGUCGGAGUUUCUGCGCCGAACAACACAUCCCGGGCUUUGUACAAGCGCUGCUUAUCAGAGACAGCGUGUUUUCCAUCAGAAACUUCUCAGUGGAAUCGCAAGGGAAAGCCAUUCGCGUUAGAUGAUGCAAAGCCCUCUGCUGAGUCAUCACUUGCGCUUACGGGUUGCUCAUUUUUUCAUCUAGGAGAUGAUGUAUUUGAUGAUGUGACCAAUGUUUUGGAGAACACUUUGCGGCGUCAGUGCUUUCAACCCAUCUGGUCCCUUAUCGGAACAUUUAAGACGAAUAUUCAUUCUGUGGUUGAUACGGAUCCCCAUCACGACACACUCAAGUGGUACCAGCGAACACCGAAGAACGACUUUCAACAAAUGCGGAUCCCCCUUUCUUCUAUAAAAGAAAUUAGAAUAUCGAGCGCGCCCCCAGAAGAAAUGGGUCCAAAUUGGGUAAUUAUUCGCACCUCGACUAAACCAACCCAAAUUGUGUUUGGUUUUGAGAAGCUAUCGGAGGCAAAAAGAAUGAGAGCAGCCCUGCAUUCUUUCCUGAAUGCUUAG
Messenger RNA from Trypanosoma rangeli, 711 nucleotides. RefSeq lists its product as uncharacterized. The coding region runs from base 1 to 711 and encodes 236 amino acids. The transcript has a single exon. NCBI's taxonomy places the organism in Eukaryota, Euglenozoa, Kinetoplastea, Trypanosomatida, Trypanosomatidae. The record is from RefSeq and is a predicted model, not a curated record.